UCAUUCAAAAUAUCCAAACAUGCAAAUACACUUCAUCAGUCUCAAAUCUCAAUCAUUCUGCCCUAUCCUCUUCUUUCAUCGAGUGAGCUUCCGUCAACAAACCAGAAAGGGUAGACAACAAUGGAGGUCACCAAUAAAUAUGUAACAGUGAAGACCCACAUCGAUGGAUCAUCACCUCAGGAAUCCGACUUUGAGCUCAAGACUGCGGCUUUAAAUCUAUCUGUGGAGCCGGGUUCGAAAGAUGUGAUAGUGAAAAAUCUCUAUGUUUCCAUCGAUCCGUACCAGAUCAAUCGAAUGAAGAGAGUUUGCUCUUCGCAGAAACUUGUUAGUACUGCAGAUGGCAUAACUCCUGGCCAGGCCAUUAGUGCUCAUGGUCUUGGGAGAGUUGUGGCUUCUGGAAACCCUGAGUUUGAGAAGGAUGAUUUAGUUGUGGGGCUUAUCAAUUGGGAAGAGUAUACCAUCGUCAAAGGAGGUAACAUCUUGAGGAAGUUGGAUCCCAUGGGAUUUCCUCUCUCUUACCACCUUGGAGUUCUCGGACUUAGUGGGCUAACAGCGUAUGCCGGUUUCGUCGAAGUAUGUAAACCUAAGAAGGGGGAGAAAGUGUUUGUAUCAGCUGCUUGUGGAUCAGUUGGAAAUUUGGUGGGACAAUAUGCCAAGCUCUUCGGCUGUCAUGUUGUGGGCUGUGCUGGAACAAAACAAAAGGUUGAGUUGCUAAAAGGGAAGCUUGGUUUUGAUGACGCAUUCAACUACAAGGAGGAAACCGAUCUAAAGUCUACUCUCAAAAGAUACUUCCCUGAUGGGAUGGAUAUAUAUUUUGAUAACGUGGGAGGCAAGAUGUUGGAAGCAUCGGUGGCUAACAUGAAUCCCUUUGGUAGAAUUGCUGUUUGUGGAAUAAUCUCGGAAUAUACAGGGAUUGGAGAGCGAGCUGCACCAGAUAUGAUUGAUAUUGUGUACAAGAGACUCAAGAUCCAAGGGUUCUUGGUGAUUGAUUACUUGAAGGGGAUGGAUGAUUUCAUUUCAACAAUGUCGAACCACCUCAGCACUGGCAAAAUUCAUGUACUUGAAGAUAUAUCCCAGGGUGUGGAGAGUAUUUCAUCUGCUUUCGUAGGACUCUUUCAGGGAGAUAAUGUUGGGAAAAGGUGGUGAAAGUUGCUGAUGAAUAAAUGCCGACAGAAGACUAUUGGAUUUUGCUUAAAAAAGGUAGAAAAGUUAAGACAA
This is a messenger RNA of Vitis vinifera (wine grape), 1218 nucleotides long. RefSeq names its product 2-alkenal reductase (NADP(+)-dependent)-like. The record is from RefSeq and is a predicted model, not a curated record. The transcript is spliced from 5 exons. Gene Ontology annotation, molecular function: oxidoreductase activity, acting on the CH-CH group of donors, NAD or NADP as acceptor. NCBI's taxonomy places the organism in Eukaryota, Viridiplantae, Streptophyta, Magnoliopsida, Vitales, Vitaceae. Bases 121 to 1146 code for a protein of 341 amino acids.